This is a messenger RNA of Oncorhynchus mykiss (rainbow trout), 1757 nucleotides long. RefSeq names its product thiosulfate sulfurtransferase like domain containing 3 (gene tstd3). NCBI's taxonomy places the organism in Eukaryota, Metazoa, Chordata, Actinopteri, Salmoniformes, Salmonidae. The record is from RefSeq and is a predicted model, not a curated record.
CGCAAUACACCUUUUGAGUGUUGUUCGUCAUAAAACCCAAAGAAGAAGAAGAAAACAACAGCGCUGUCGCAGUCAAUACAGUAGUGUCCUUUUGAGUUUUGUUUUGAAACCUUUGAUUUAGUUUCAUGUGUAAAUAUUGACAUGGCUCAGAAAGCUUGUUCGAGGCUUGCUGCAGCUAUUCCAUGGCUUUUAGCAAACCGAAAUGUCAUUCCAGCCUCACGAAGAGCGCUGUCAAACACAUUCGGUACUCACUCCCGAUGUGCAUCAUAUAUCCAUGUCACCCACAAAGUGUACGUGUUACGUAGUUUCAGCUCAUCCCCAUUGCCAGAAACUGAUGUCUCUUACGAACAAUUAAAGAAACUACUCGCUACCCGAACAAGUGUGGUAAUAGAUGUCCGGGAGCCGUGGGAACUCCGAGAGUACGGAAACAUCCCGGGGUCAAUCAACGUACCUCUGGGACAAGUGAACCUUGCCCUCCAGCUGAACCCUGAGGAGUUCAAGGAGAAGUAUGGUGGAGACAUGCCCCAGCCGACAGACCACAUUGUCUUUUCUUGCCUGGCUGGGAUCAGGAGCCAAAAAGCCCUAGACCAAGCCGUCUCUCUAGGAUAUAAAGACGCACAACACUAUGCAGGUGGAUGGCAAGAUUGGGCAAAAUGUGAACAGGAAAGCUGAUUGUCUGGGAGGCUCAAGAAUUGUGCCAUUCUUGGAAGUCAUUUUGCUUAAUCAUACCAGAAGUUUUAAUGUUUUAUUUAAUCAAUCAAGAUUGCGCUGACAUUUCAGAUUAUUAUGGAAGGUAAUCCAUAAAUAGCCAAUUUUGCUUUAUAUCAUUAAAGAGGGAAUGUACACAGCAAAUUGACCACUGUUACCUGUUGAUUCAAGUGAAAUUGACUGUGGUUUAAAAUAAACCCAUUGUUGGGUGUUAAUAACCAGUUUGUGGAACUUGUGGAAUAGACUCCGGAUAGAAUGCAGUUUUAACCAAUCAGAAUCUAGGAUUAGAUCCACACGUUGUAUAAGUAAUCAACUCCAAAUGAUAAUGUUUUUAUUGGUGGAGUAUGUCGCUGUGAACCUUGUACUUUGUGCAGGGUACCGUAGGUAGCUGAUAUGGUAAUAUAGGAUAUGUUUUGGCUUCAGAUUGUAUCUGAGCUAAGUUCAGCAGUGCACAACAUUGUGACACAUUCAGAUAGAAAUAUAUUGUGUAGGACAGACCUGAUUCUCUGUCUGCUUAUCCAUCAGUCUUACAAACACUAUGAACUGGAAAAACAAUCAAGCCUUAAAUGUCUGUACUAAAAAUCUCUACCUGGUACAGCCAGAAGAGGAUGGGCCCAACCCUCUGAGCUGUAUUUUUCUCUAGGUUUCUUCCUAGGUUUUUUCUGUCAAGGGAGUUUGUUCUGGCCACUGUGAUUCACUUCAGCUUGCUCUUUGGGAUUUUGGCAGGUAACUGGUAAAGCACUAUGACAACUGCUGUUGUAAAAGGGGCUUUAUAAAAUAAACUUGAUUGACAUGCAGAAUAAAGAAUGAUAUCUAUUUGUGACAUUUCUAUCUGCAGCGUUCCACAAUGUUUGCCUACUCAAUGUGUUCCAGGUCUCUGCUGUCAAGUAAAUAUGAGCAUUGGUGAAUACAACAUGCUGUGUUGAAGGCUAAGUUAUUGGAUAUAAUAUACUGUAGAUAGGUAGGUUGUUGCUGCAUAUACUGAUCAAAUACACAAUAUGUUAUUUAACUUCUGUAUGAAAUGAAAUAAACACACAUUGAAUUAAAAU